GUUGGUCACAUCCUUCCCCUGCAGAGGACUCAGGCAAGUUCCUGCCCACAAAGGCCAGGGUAGCACACUGACAGAACAAGGUUUUGUUAUUAACAUACGGAAUUGAGGGGAAACUGUGCUCUGUGAUUUUACACAUUUGAUAACGUUAGAGAAAUUGGACUCAAGUCAUCGAAAUGAAAGCCCUCAUCUUUACAGCUGCUGGACUACUUCUUCUGUCACCCAUGUUUUGUGGAAGUGGCAAGGAAAAUGUUUCAGACAACUUGGUAAAACCAACCCUAACUAUUAAGACCUUUCAUGGAUUUCCCCCAAAUUCUUUUGAAGAUUUCCCCCUUUCUGCCAUAGAAGGCUGGACAGGAGCCACCACAACUGUAAAAAUGAAGUGCCCUGAUGAAACUGCUUCAACUCUCCAUGUGAAUAAUGUGACCAUGGGGUACCUGCGAAGUUCCUUAAGUACCAAGCUGAUACCUGCCAUCUAUAUCCUGGUAUUUGUGAUUGGUGUGCCAGCCAAUGCUGUGACCCUGUGGAAUAUCUUCUUUGUGACCAAAUCCACUCGUCUGACUAUCUUCUACACCAACUUGGCCAUAGCAGAUCUUCUUUUUUUAAUGACACUGCCAUUUAAGAUAGCUUACCAUCUCAAUGGGAACAACUGGGUAUUUGGAGAAGUCAUGUGCCGGGCCAUCACAGUCAUCUUUUAUGGUAACAUAUAUUGUUCCAUUCUGCUCCUUGCCUGCAUGAGCCUUAACCGCUACCUGGCCAUUGUCCAUCCUUUCAUAUACCGAAGACUACCCAAGCGCACCUAUUUUUUGCUAGCAUGUGGACUGGUGUGGAUAACGGUUUUCUUAUAUAUGCUGCCAUUUUUCAUUAUGAAGCAGAAAUAUUAUCUUCCCCAGCUGGAUAUCACCACCUGCCAUGAUGUCUACAACACAUGUGAGAAGUCUUCACCUCUCUUCCAGUUCUACUACUUUAUCUUCUUAGCUUUUUUUGGAUUCUUAAUUCCAUUUGUGGUUAUAAUCUACUGCUAUACAAACAUCAUCCACAAACUUGGAACAUAUGAUCAUAGAUGGUUGAGUUAUAUCAAGGCAAGUCUCCUUAUCCUUGUGAUUUUUACCAUUUGCUUUGCUCCAAGCAAUAUUAUACUCAUCAUUCACCAUGCUACCUACUACUACAACACUACUGAUGGCUUAUAUGGUACCUAUCUCAUAGCUCUAUGCCUGAGUAGCAUAAAUAGUUGUCUAGAUCCAUUCCUUUAUUUUCUCAUGUCAAAAAUUGUAGAUCACUGCACUUCUUAGAGUUGUGAGAUUAUUUUAAGAUCAUGGAAAGCUAUCUGUGAAAACACACAUAGUAGGACAAUAUAUGCAAAGUAUAAGGAGCUCUAUUCUCUAGCUCCACUUUUUUACCUUCUAAGAAAUAAUGCUUCAAAUAUCAAAUGUUACAAAAGUACUAAUAAUUGGGGCUGGGGUUGGGGCUGGGGCUCAGCAGUAGAGCACUUGCCUAGAAUGUGGGAGGCACUGGGUUCGAUCCUCAGCACCACAUAAAAGUAAACAAAUAAAAUAAAGGUGUUUUGAAAAAAGUACUAGUAAUUAUUUUUUAAAAAAUACUUCAUACUUCAGUAUUUUAAGAAGGUUAAUGAGGAGAAAAGUUUGAUGAAACUGCUUCAACUUUCCAUGUGAAUAAUGUGACCAUGGGGUACCUGCGAAGUUCCUUAAGUACCAAGCUGCUAUCUGCCAUCUAUAUCCUGGUAUUGUGAGUGGUGUGUCAGCCAAUGCUGUGGAACACCUUCUUUGUGACCAGAUCCACUCAUUUGACUAUCUUCCACACCAACUUGGCCAUUGUAGAUCUUCUUUUUUUUUUUUUUUUAAUGAUGCUGCUAUUUAAGAUAGCUUACCAUCUCAAUGAGAACAACUGGGUAUCUGGAGAAGUCAUAUGCCGGGCCAUCACAGUCAUUGAACUAGUCAAACUUUUUACUUUGCCAUGUCAAAUCUUUUGUCAAACCUUUUGCUUUGCCAUGAAGUUAAUUUUUCCUCUUUUUACUCCUGCCUCUGCUGGAAAACUAGUUCUAACAUCUUUGCCUUAAUUCUGGCCAUUUCUGGAAGUCCUCAAAGGACAGUCCUUGCCAGAUGCUCAUGUUAGAAUGUCAUUUUUCUCAUCUCAACUUCCAAAGCACUUUCUUAUAUUUUCUAUUAUAUAUAGAUAUUAUGUAUCUAAUAAUUUAUACUAAUAUUAGUUCCACAAACAAUUAAGCACUAUGUAUAGUAGGCCCUCUAUAUCUGUGGGCUCCAUAUCUGCAGAUUCAACCAACUAUGGAUCAAAAACAUUUUUAAAAAAGACUGCCUCCAGGCUGGGACUAUGGCUCAGUGGUAGUGCAUAUGCCUGACAUGCGUGAGGCACUGGGUUCGAGUCUCAGCACCACAUAUAAAUAAAUAAAUAAAAUAAAUAAAGGUCAAUCAACAAUUUUUUUUUUAAAAAAAGACUACCUCUGUAUUGAAUUCGUACAGACUUUCCCCUUGUUGUCACUCCCUUAACAAUACAGCAUAACAACUAUUCACAUAGUGUGUACAUUUUACAUGCUUUGCACAUCAUGUGGCCAAAUUAGUGAAAGAAUAAAAUCCCCAAACAUCUAAAUAGAAUGGAAGCCCAUUCAAUACACAUGGAAGAGGCAAUAUACUCUGCAUGAGAUGACCUCAUUUCUGGUUGGGCAUAUUUAAAACAAAAAAAGCAAGGGAGUUAAACUAAGAAUAUACUCAUAGGUCAUUUAGAGAUUUAAAAUAGUGCCUCUAUUUUUAUUCCUUAUAAUUUUAAUGGGGAGAUAGUAUUGUGUUAUAAACUUUCAGUAUAUUUCCAUUGGUAAAUAACUAUAUUUCUCUUGACUUAGGGAUAAGAUAGGAGGUGAAAUAUUAGAGCCUAAUCUGGUAAACAUUAGAGCAAGCAAAGAAAAACGAAUCUAAAAUAAGUUUCAAGAUUCCAAAAAAUGUAGCAAUAUUCACUUGUUAAACACAUACCUAAUUUGUAUAGAGUAAAUAUACAAGGAGUAAAUCAGAACUUUUUGGUGGGGUGUAUUUCAUAUGCUGUCAGACAAAGCCUUCCGUUUUAAAACUGCUCACAAUUCACUGCCUCUAGUGGAUAGACAAAGAAAAUGUGUUCUACUCUGCCACAUAUAUAUCAAUUUUGUCCCCAAAAGAAAAAAAUAAUUUUUGCCUACACAGUUACACUGUUAAAAAGGAUCAAGAAUCCUCACUAACUUACAUUACUGUCCCCAAUCUUUGAGCAUCCUUUUGUGAAGAUGUUAUCCAUUGUGAUCUUUAAUGGCUAAAUAUUUUGUAACAUCUUUACCCAUAGUGAUAAUAUCAGCAAUGUAAUUCUCUUCUAUUAUUUUUCAAGUUCAAUCUUUGGAAAAAGAAGCACUGAAAUACUACCCUAUAAAAAGACACUGGAAAUUUCCAUCAAUCAAAACAUUAUGUUUAAAAAAAAAAAGUCUCAGCCAAACAAACAGAAACAGAUUUUUCUAGGGAAAAGAACAGACUGAGAAAAGUUUAAAAUAUAAUGGACUUCAGAGUACCUUGGCAGAUACUUAUAAACCAAAAUUUGGGUCCUGAGGCAGAAGGAUUGCAAAUUUGAGGUCAGCUUUAGCAACUUAGUGACACCCUGUCUCAAAUUAAAAAAUAAGAAGGACUGGGGAUGUAACUCAGUGGUAAGUGUCCCUGGGUUCAAUCCCUAGUGCCAAAAUUAAGUAAGUAAGUAAGUAAAUAAUAAUGAACUAAAAAUGUAAACUGUAUUUAAAAAUAGUAAUUUAAUCAAACGAGUAAUUCCUUGAAAUUUUAGUGUUUUGAAUUUGUCAGCAAUGGCCAAUAGAGCUCAAGCCCCUAGUUUCAUAGGUCAAAAGUGUUUUGACUUCUGAGAUAGCAUCAGAUCCCUGUCCUCCAUAUUUAAAGCUCUGAUUGUACCACUGAGGCUGCAGCUUCCACACAUAGGAAGCCUGCCCAAUAGAGGAAAUUGGAGGCUUCUGAGUGUUCAUCUUGUUCUAAAGCUUUCGCCUGGAAUGCUCUGGAGAGGGCCUAUACCACCUGUAAAAGUUCUUGGCCAUGUGAUGUUGGGCUCCCCUCAAAAGACAAAUACCCAUUGUAGGCAGAGAAAAACUGAGGUGUGUUGACAGAGCAGAUCCUGUGUCUAAUAAGGACCCUAUGAUAUGAUAUAGACAUUAUUCACCCCAACUUGGAAGGUAGCCAGCCACAGUUGCCUAUACUACUAGCUAAAUUAUUUAAGCUGGGUUUUUCUUUGUGGGGGGACACUGCCAGGUUUCAUGUUAAAUGCUGUAACUUACGUGUGUGUGUGUGUGUGUGUACACACACAAAUGUUUAUAAUUAAUGUUAUUAUAUGUAAUUAUUGUUCAUAUAAUAUUACUGUAUAUAUUUUAUAUAAUUUCAUUUAACUCUCAUUAUAAUUCUGUAAGACAGGUAUCAUGUUUACACAUUUGAAAACAAGCAUAUAGAGAUGUGGUAACCUGACCUAGGUCACGUAGCCAGGAUCCAUAUGGUGCCUGUCUUCAAGACAAAUAAUUUUCUCUUUCAAUGUUCACAAGUUUGCCUUAUAGCAUGGACACAGCCACCUCCAUGGGAAUAGCAAGGAGAAGCCCCAUCCCCUCUCCCUGGAUGUGGGGGCAUGAGACUUGGGUUUGGGUCCUCACUCUUCCAUUCAAUGGUAGUACCUGGCCAAGCACUCAUUCUGAAACCCAAUUUACAUCAGGUGAGAGCACCACUCCACAGCUGCUGUGGCAGAUCUCCAUGAAGUGAGAGAGCACUUUGUAAGGCAAUCCUGCUGGAAGGCCAGAAGGCCCCACCCUGGGGCAUCAUUUCCUCCAAGUGAGCAAGAUAUACUUUGGUCUUUAAAGGUUUAGAAACACUCAGUGUUUCCUAAAAACACACUCUAAAAAUUUAAAAAUCCAAACAGUAGAAAGACAGAGAAAAAGAAGUCUCCCAUCUCCUUCAGUCUUCUAGUUCAUAUUCUAGAAGUCAUCUCCUUCCAGAAAUAUUUCAUACAUAGAUAAGUGUGCAUGUCUCCUGCUCCCAUUGAUAUGUCUCUCAUUUUUAUGUAGAAGCAUGCAUUUUUUGCCUUGAAACAUUUAAGUAAUUUUUGGUCUUUUGUUAUUGCAAAUAAAGGUGCAAUAAACAUCUCUUUCCAUCUCUCUGAAU
Messenger RNA from Marmota monax (woodchuck), 5186 nucleotides. RefSeq names its product coagulation factor II thrombin receptor like 2 (gene F2rl2). Gene Ontology annotation, cellular component: membrane. The transcript is spliced from 2 exons. Gene Ontology annotation, biological process: positive regulation of Rho protein signal transduction; blood coagulation; thrombin-activated receptor signaling pathway. NCBI's taxonomy places the organism in Eukaryota, Metazoa, Chordata, Mammalia, Rodentia, Sciuridae. The record is from RefSeq and is a predicted model, not a curated record. Gene Ontology annotation, molecular function: thrombin-activated receptor activity. Bases 174 to 1289 code for a protein of 371 amino acids.